ACACAAAGUACUAGGUUAGAUUUCUACCAGUUUGGCAACUGAGGAACGGAACAAAAAAAAAUUGUGAUAAUGGCGUCGCAGUCAAAGCUAGUGGAGAGUUUCGUUGUUCAGAUUGGCCUGUCCGUUAGUCCGUACAGAGGCUACUGCACACGUGCCAUGCAAUCCUUAGUGAGCCAUUAAUUGCCAGGAAUCGCUUUUUUGAUUCAACUGUUUUAUUCAACAAUUCGUUUGUUAAAAGAAACCAUUUUUUUCCCUACCACUUUUUGUCUGGCAUUCGGUACCCUUGAACAGCAGCAGCCUCAAAAUGGCUGCCCUAUAGGCACGGGCCAGGCGUGUUCCAGUGGUAGCCUCUGACUCGAAUACCGUUUGUUUGUAGGGUCUUCGACAACUUUAAGACAUUAGUUUGUUUUCAUCUUGUUGUUCAGUUUAAUCGCCGAGUUUAUCGUGAACAAUUUCAAUAGUGAAGUGCAUAUCUGCCGACUUAGAAAAUGCCAAAGCUAUCAGAUGACUCAAACGAAGAUUCGCCGUCGGAAAACUCUGGGUCAGAGUCUUCAGCAUCCUCCAACAGCAGUGGAUCGGAUUCGGGUUCUUCUAGCUCUGCCAGCGAGUCAGAAGCCGAUUCUUCACCACCCAAGAGCAAAAAACAACCAUCGCCAUCAUCUGGAAAAGUUCAGCCUCGACGGGCUACUUCUAUAGCCAGCAACGCAAAAGGCUAUCAGUUGAGCGACAGUAGUUCUUCCCAUGAUGAAGACGAGGAGACGGCUUCUCCUACGCAACGCCGACCUGUCCAGGCUGGCCAGCGUGUUGCACAUAAACCCAACGCAAUCGUGGCUGCUAGCCGCCGACAAAUAGCACCUUUGUCACGUACAGCAGCGCGGAAACCCCAACGUUCAAAAUAUGCCCAGUCGUCAGGAGACGAAUCCAGCAACAGUGACGAUGAUUCACGGAGUAGACCGUCCACUCGACGUCAAGGAGCUUCGGUCAGCUAUAAAGAAAACUCUGCGGAGGAAACAGGAUCAGAAGAUCUAGUAGAAGUGGAGUGGGGUCAAGAAGCUGUCGCAGCUGCUGCCGAGUCUGAAAAUGCGGAGACGAUUGAACGCAUUAUCGAUACACGAAUGGGUCGUAAAGGAGCAACCGGGCCACCGACUACUGUAUACACAAUAGAGGAGAAUGGGGAUCCGAACGCCAAUUUUUGUCCAAUUCGCGAACCAGACAAGGCGGAGCAGCAAUUCCUCAUUAAAUGGCUUGGCUGGUCACACAUUCACAAUACGUGGGAGUCGGAGCAAACCCUGCGUGAUCAAAAGUCGUACGCAUUUCAGGUUAAAGGAUUGAAAAAAUUGGAGAACUACUUGAAACGCGACGAUGAAAUUCGUGUGUGGAAAGCCCGAGCUUCACCGGAAGACGUCGAGUACUACGAAUGCCAGCAGGAACUUCAACAGGAGUUGCUAUUGAGCUACAUGGCGGUAGAAAGAAUUAUUGCUGAAAAUCGUAAGCCCGACAGCGAACAUCCAGAUUAUUUUAUUAAAUGGGAGAGCUUACCGUAUUCCGAUGCUACUUGGGAAGACGGCGCUCUUAUUGUGAAGAAGUACCAAAACAAAAUACGGGAAUUUCGCGAAAGAGAAGAUUCUAAACGAACUCCCAGCAAACUUUGUCGUGCCCUAAAAUUUCGUCCCAAAUUUACACCGCUCAAAGAACAGCCAGAUUUCAUUGGCGGUGACCCCGCCUGCGUUCUGCGAGACUACCAGUUGAAUGGGCUUAACUGGAUGGUACAUGCAUGGUGCAAGGAGAACUCUGUGAUCUUGGCUGAUGAAAUGGGUCUAGGUAAAACGAUCCAAACUAUCAGCUUCUUAAACUACCUCUUCCAUGCCCAGCAACUCUAUGGGCCCUUUCUGGUUGUUGUGCCUUUGUCUACCAUGGCCGCCUGGCAAAAAGAAUUCGCUCAGUGGGCACCCAACAUCAACGUUGUCACUUAUAUCGGAGAUAUGACAUCAAGAGACUUGCUGAGGCAGUAUGAAUGGUGUCAUCCUGGAAACAAACGACUAAAGUUCAACGCGCUAUUGACUACCUAUGAAAUCCUGCUAAAAGAUAAAUCUUUUCUGGGUGCUGUCAGUUGGGCAUGCCUUAUGGUAGAUGAGGCUCAUCGACUGAAAAAUGAGGACUCUCUUCUUUACAAAUCGCUCAAAGAAUUCGACACUAACCAUCGACUCCUUAUCACUGGCACGCCGCUACAAAACAGUCUCAAAGAAUUAUGGGCCUUGCUCCAUUUCAUUAUGCCUGAUAAAUUCCCCACCUGGGAAUUGUUCGAAGAAGAGCAUGGUAACGCUGAGCAAAAAGGCUAUUCCCGAUUACAUAAGCAGCUUGAGCCAUAUAUUCUUCGUCGAGUGAAGAAAGACGUAGAGAAAUCUCUUCCAGCUAAAGUUGAACAAAUCCUUCGGGUAGACAUGUCGGCACUUCAGAAGCAAUAUUACAAAUGGAUUUUGACGAAGAACUACGCAGCCUUGCGAAAGGGUAACAAAGGGUCCGCCAGCACUUUUGUUAACAUCGUUAUGGAGCUGAAAAAGUGCUGUAAUCACGCUUUUUUGACAAAGCCUCAAGAGAACGAACGACGCUAUGGAGCCAGUGCUACUGAACAAUUACAGCAAUUGAUCCGUGGUUCGGGAAAACUGGUGCUCUUAGACAAACUUCUGGUCCGUCUAAGAGAGACAGGGCACCGCGUGCUGAUCUUUUCCCAGAUGGUGCGGAUGCUGGACUUAAUAGCAGAAUAUCUGCAACUACGCCAUUUCCCUUUCCAGCGAUUAGACGGUGGUAUAAAGGGUGAAUUAAGACGCAAGGCAAUGGAGCACUUCAACGCUGAAGGAUCCCAAGAUUUCUGUUUCUUGUUGUCAACUCGCGCCGGAGGUCUUGGCAUUAACUUGGCCACGGCCGACACCGUCAUUAUCUUUGAUUCCGAUUGGAAUCCACAGAACGAUUUACAGGCCCAAGCUCGAGCUCAUCGUAUCGGACAAAAGAACCAAGUCAACAUUUACCGUCUAGUGACCAAGGCAUCGGUCGAAGAAGAUAUUGUAGAGCGAGCGAAGCGAAAAAUGGUUCUUGAUCAUUUAGUGAUCCAGCGGAUGGACACCACUGGACGAACGGUGCUCGAUCGCAAAGCCACGAAUCCUUCAAACGCUACUCCUUUCAACAAGGAGGAACUCAACGCUAUUCUCAAAUUUGGUGCUGAAGAAUUGUUUAAAGAUGACGAAGACGGUGAAGAUGAACCUGCCUGUGAUAUUGACGAAAUCCUACGACGAGCAGAGACACGUGAUGAGCCGGCUCCACAGGUGGGCGACGAGCUCCUCUCAGCUUUCAAAGUGGCCAGCUUCACGAUCGACGAAGAGGAGCCCGUUUCCAUGAAUCCAUCAAGUAGUAGGCCGACAGCAGAUAAUGACGACGAAACACGUGACUGGGACGAAAUCAUCCCGGAAAAUGUUAGGAAGAAAAUUGACCAAGAGCAACGUGAAAAAGAGAUGGCUGACUUAUACCUACCACCUCGUCGUGGUCGUGGACAACAACAAGGAGCUGAGGGGAAAAGUGCGUUGGAAGAAGGUAGAUCUCGCAGAAACCAGCAGGAGGAAGAGUCAGAAGCCAGUGAAGAAGGAUCAGAUGGAGAAGACAGGCCUCGAAAGCGAGGUCGACCCAGAGUCAACGGCCGCGAGAGUGUUAAAGGCUUUAGCGAUGCUGAAAUUCGUCGCUUCCUGAAGAGUUUCCGCAAAUUCGCCUCACCACUCGAUAGGCUUGAAGCUGUUGCGGGAGAUGCUGAAUUGCAGGAGAAGCCACUUAGUGACCUCAAAAAGCUCGGUGAGCUCAUUCUUGCACGGUGUCAGGAGGCCCUUGAGUCGCAGAAAUCGGGCAAGGACACGCCAGCAGAAGUAGCAGAUGAUGGCAUGACGCCUGGUGGCAGGAAAAAGCGAGAACGAGGUCCGUCGCUAAAGAUAUCGAACGUUUCAGUCAACGCCAAAACGAUAAUGACAUCUCUGCAGGAGCUUGAACCCCUUUCUAAAUUAUUACCUGCCAAUGUGGAAGAGAGGAAACGCUGGUAUUUACCAACCAAACUCAGGGACCCACACUGGGAUAUCGAGUGGGCUAAUGACGACGAUUCUCGUCUAUUGUGUGCUAUUUAUGAAUAUGGUAUGGGAUCUUGGGAAGCAAUGAAAAUGGAUCCGAAUUCUGGAUUAUCAGACAAAAUUCUUCCUGAUGGACAGGAUGCCAAGCCGCAAGGAAAACACUUGCAAAACCGAGCUGAUUAUCUACUCAAAGUCAUGGCGAAACUAUACGAAGCUCAGCAAUUGGGAAAGCCUGUCAAACCGAAGCGACAGCGUAAACCUAAGCCCAUUUCCAAGUCCCUGAUUGGUGAAACGGAAGACAUAAGUUCGGGUGAAGAUUUUACCAUCAACAGCCCACCACCAAGCAACUCCACUCGACGUCCUUCCUCGUCAAAGGCACCUAAAGCAGCCAAAGUCAAAACCGAGGACGAGGAUUCACACGUUGAAGCUCGCACUGAAGACGAACGUCUGGUGCCCCCUUGCCGUCUCAUUACUGAGGCAAAAGAAAGUCGCAAGAAGGAUUCUGCUGCCAAAAAAGAAAAAAAGAUUAAGAAAAAAGAUGCUGGACCGAUGCAUUUUACAGCUAAUAGCGUCCCGCGGGCUGUUGAAAUUAUUGGCGAAUUAGAUCCUUCGAUUUUCAAUGAGUGCAAGGAAAAGAUGCGACCGGUGAAAAAAUCAUUGAAGGCAUUGGACAACCCACCUCAGAGCAUGUCGGACGUAGAGCAGGUUCAACAUACGCAACAGUGUCUUUUGCACAUUGGCGAACACAUCGACAAGUGCCUGGCGGCCAUCCCGGAUCCCGAACGUAACCGCGUUUGGCGCAACAACCUUUGGUACUUCGUAUCAAAGUUUACUGAAUUCGACGCCAAAAAAUUGUUCAAGCUUUACCGUAAUGCCACCAAGAAGCAAGAGAAAGGGAAUGAAGAGGGCGAAAAGACCACCAAGACCAGAGAUAAAGAGGGACGAACGAAAGACAAAAAUAAAGAUAAAUCUAAAGUGAAAGAAGAGAAUCGUUCCUCGAGUUACAACAUUCCAAACAAACGACGCCACGAAGCAGAAGAGGUGCAGCCACAUUUGCCAAAUAAAAGACCGUAUAACGGUGCGACCAUUGUCGACAGCUGGACCGACAAAGCCAAUGACCACGAGCGUGAACGUGAACGUGGUAGAGGGCCAACUCUUUCUCCAACAGAUAGAAGAGAACAAUUCACGUCCGACAGCGAGCGUGAGCGAGAUAGGCGAGACCGUGAUCGAGAACGAGGACGAGACCGUGAAAGGGAUCGACCUCCUGUUGUUGGUGCGUACAGUCGUCCACCUCCGCCCCCUCUCCUUGGGGCUACAAAUUACAACCCACAUGCCGAUAGCAGAGAUCGUGAUAGGGAACGGGACCGUUGGAUGGGAGUUCCUCGUGAGGAGCGAUACGCUACCGAUAGGCGGGAUGGAUACAGUCGUCCACACGUCUCCGGAGUAGGAGCCUCAGCAUUUGCUCGAUCGGAUCGCGAUCCAAGGGAUCACCGGGAAAGGGAUUACCGACCACCAGCACUAGAUAAAAGAGGUUACCCAAAUGGGCCGGCUGCUGGCUCUUACAGCGGUUCCCAUUAUAACGAUUUUGAUCCGCCUCCUAACUACCCUCGUGGGGUGCCAAGUAGUGGCUAUGCUGAUUGGCGCGGUAGUAAAGAUCGAGAAUAUCGUCGAGAAUUUUCCGAUCGUCGUCCCACUCUGCCACCGCCAAACGGAUCUUGAACAUUUUUUGCGCAACUUUACUGGUCUCCCUCAUUUGCUCCUUUGAAAGUAAUGAGUUAAUCUCGUCAACUGUCAUGGAGGUCCGCAAUUGCCUUUUUGUUUCAAGAUGCGCGAUAUCAAGUCACGAAUAGAAAAACCUAUUGGUAUUGGGCCGCAUCAUGCACUAUACAAUUUGUGGGGAUGUGCUUUCAUCAGACUGCCAACACCCACCUUACUAUAAAAAUUUCUCUCGUUUUUUUUUUGUGUCACUUUUGGAUUUUUUUUUAAACGUCGGACAGAUUGUGUGUGUGUCUUGUACCGCUUUUCCUUUUUGUAUCCUACAAAAAAAAAUUAAAGAUAACAGAAACAUGCUGGUUUGCAGUUACGGUCACGCUCCGCUUACACAUUGUAAAGAAAAAAAUUGAUGUUUUAUGGACAUGCCUGUACAUAAAGAAGAACGAAUACAGUUUGUGUUGUUAAAAACUGGA
Daphnia carinata is the source of this 6289-nucleotide messenger RNA. It is a transcript of the gene Chd1, whose product is annotated as chromodomain-helicase-DNA-binding protein 1-like. Gene Ontology annotation, molecular function: ATP-dependent chromatin remodeler activity; ATP hydrolysis activity; DNA binding. Lineage: Eukaryota; Metazoa; Arthropoda; Branchiopoda; Diplostraca; Daphniidae. Gene Ontology annotation, biological process: nucleosome organization; regulation of transcription by RNA polymerase II. The record is from RefSeq and is a predicted model, not a curated record. The transcript has 20 exons. Bases 489 to 5822 code for a protein of 1777 amino acids. Gene Ontology annotation, cellular component: chromatin; nucleus.